UCAGUCCUAAAACUAACAUUCUGUUCAUACCAAAACCUGGUGUGUGCAUAUUCAUGUUACAGAGGACUGCUUUAAAAGAAUUUGUAACUGCUACAAGUCUACACGUCUUUCCGCACCCACACCGUGACCGCCCCGUGUUCUCAGAGCAGCCCUGCCGCUUUCACUCAGCCGCCGCUCACUUUACUGCAGAGAACAAGGAAGAACCUCCUGGACUGCAGGAGCGGAGACUUUCACAAACAAAUGCGGACACAUCACUAUAUUUGGCCCACGUUCUGCAUGUCGUACUGAACAGUUUUAUUCUGCACAAGAUGUCCAGUCAGAACGGAUGUUACUAUAAUAUGCCGAUGGGUUUUUUUUACAACAGGACCAAUAAUACAAAUGAAAACUGGAAUUCCACUCAUCUUAUCACACUUCAGUGUGUGGGCUGCAUCGUCUGUUGCUUCAUCCUGUUGUCCAACACAAUGGUCAUCACUGCUGUGAUCACCAACAAACGGUUUCACUACGCAUUCUAUUAUCUUGUGGCCAACCUUGCCGCCUCAGACUUUCUUGCUGGGAUUGCGUAUAUACACCUCCUGUUCAACACGGGUCUAGUGUCCCAAACACUGACUGUGCAGAGGUACUUUCUUCGGCAGGGCCUGUUGGACACAAGCCUCUCGGCCUCACUUGCAAACCUGCUAGUGAUUGCUCUGGAGCGCUACAUCUCCGUCAUGAACUGGAAAGUACAUUCUAACCUUACAAAGCGGCGGGUAACCCUUUUAAUCGUGCUGGUUUGGUGUGUUUCCAUCUUUAUGGGUGCAGUACCAAUCCUGGGCUGGAACUGCAUCUGCAGCAUCGACCAGUGCUCUGUGCUGGGACCAAUCUUCAGCAGGAGCUACCUGAUCUUCUGGUCAGCAUUCAACCUGGGGCUGUUCUUCAUAAUGGUAGCCAUAUACUUAAAGAUAUACAUCUAUGUGAUGAGGAAAACGAAUGACUUAAAUAGCCAUACCAGUGCAUCUUUGAAACGCAAGAAGACACCAGUCAAGCUCAUAAAAACAGUGAUGACUGUAUUAGGGGUUUUUGUGAUCUGUUGGACACCUGGUCUUAUUGUGCUUCUCCUGGAUGGCUUAAAUUGUGAUAAAUGCCAUUUGCUGAAGUUUAAGCAUGGAUUGGUUCUUCUGGCUAUUCUCAACUCUGUGAUGAAUCCUAUCGUAUACUCUUAUAAGGAUGAUGAGAUGUGGUCCACCAUCAAGAAUUUGCUGCGAUGUGUCUGUAAUGGCACCCGUCGCCAGAGGUCAUCUAAGGCCAACACUCGUGCUGCCAGCUCAAGCACAGAAAUGAAUACAAGUCUACGUCUCAUGGAUGAUAAAAACACAACGCAGGACAUGCUGAAGACCUAAUAGCUCUGCUGUGUUACAUAGGCAUUCAUAUCCAGAGCAGUGAAUUUUCAUGUACAGUUUUGCAAAAAAAAAAUCCCACUGGUUCUUUGAAAUGAUGUGUUUUGUUAUUAGCAAAAGACUUAAACAAUCAUUACACCCUGUGAGAAAUGUUAGAAAGUAGAGCCCAAUAGCAGCUUUUUUUCUGUUUGACCUCAAUAAUAUGUUAGUUCUGUCCUUUCAGGUUUCUUUCUUUCUUUCUUUCUUUCUUUCUUUUAUUUAUUUAUUUUUUUAGUGUGACUUAGAAAUUGUAUACUAUGUCAACCUUAGGCCAGAGUUGACUUUUUAUUAUUAUUAUUAUUAUUAUUAUUAUUAUUAUUAUUAUUAUUAUUUAUAUGUGAGGUGCUUUAAGUCAUGUCUUUUUAAAAUAUGUCUCGCACUUUUUUAUAAUAUCUGUAAAAAUUAAAUGCACAAAUAUCCAGAA
Messenger RNA from Neoarius graeffei (lesser salmon catfish), 1836 nucleotides. RefSeq names its product lysophosphatidic acid receptor 3 (gene lpar3). The record is from RefSeq and is a predicted model, not a curated record. The coding region runs from base 54 to 1376 and encodes 440 amino acids. Gene Ontology annotation, molecular function: lysophosphatidic acid receptor activity. Lineage: Eukaryota; Metazoa; Chordata; Actinopteri; Siluriformes; Ariidae. Gene Ontology annotation, biological process: G protein-coupled receptor signaling pathway. Gene Ontology annotation, cellular component: membrane. The transcript has 3 exons.